AUGGGUUAUGUAGGUGGGGAGUUCCAGGACCGAAGGGGAAAGAACAGAGUUGAGAUCAAGGAAGAAGAGCAGCCCCGCCCCCCUUCAUCACCCAUCUCCCCUGUAGCUACUGCAGGCUUCAUUAAGCAGCUGGUCCAAGAAACCGAGAAGGAGGCAAAAGUAGCACGGGAACAUGAGAAGGAACGACGGCAUGAGCUCCAGCGACCGGCUAAGUUGGAUGACAGUGUGGUUCAAUAUUUUUUACAUUUAACUCAGAAUGAGAGCCAGCCAGUAGAUGAGGCAAUGGAUAGUGGAGCCCAGCUAUUAGUGAAUGGUCACCAUGGCAAUGGGCCUGAGGGUCAGUCUGCGCCACCCCCCGAGAAAAAGGCCGAAUGCAAACGACCAAAACUGUUUCAGAAACCCAAAGGAACCCAAGUGAGGGGACUAUCAGCAGGUAAAUGCACCACCGAACUGGAAAAGCCAGGCAGUCCUCAGCAAAAUAAUGGCUCAUUCCCAAACAGUCAAGGCCCGGUUGUUAUGGAAACCAAUGCCAGCACGCAGCAGCCCAGCAGAAAUGAGGAGCUAUUAUCAAUGGAAAAUGGGACAUCUCAACUGGACACAGGGAAACUUUCACAAGAGCCCAGUUCUCAAGAAACUGAGAGCCCAGAGGUGGAGAAUGUAACGGAACGCACAAGAGAAAGUCUCAUCGAUCACGAAACAAAUCGAGGGACUGAGGAAAGUCGAGUGGAUUUAAAGAAGGUGAGCGAAGAUGUUUGGUAUGAGACUGACCAGGUCUGGUAUGUCAACAAAGAAGGAUUCACUUUAGCCACAGUGCUCAAACCAGAUGUUGGAACACCUGAGCUUCCUGAUGGCCAGGCCCGAAUCCGCAUUGAGAGUGACAAUAAGAUCAUAGACACAGAUGAAGAGUUCAUUCACAAAACGAACCCAUCCAAAUUAGAUUAUGCUGAGGACCUUGCACAGCUCAUUGCCUUGAACGAGUCCAGCGUUCUCCACGUACUGCAGCAUCGCUAUGGGUCCCAGCUGAUCCACACAAAGGGAGGCCCGAAUCUCAUCAUCGUCAAACCACCAAGCAACAUUUCCAACUACUCCGCAAAGCUGUUCAAGGGGAAGAAGGAUGGAAUGCCACCUCAUAUCUUUGCUGUGGCACAGAGAGCCUAUUGGAACAUGCUGAUCCAUCGGAAGGACCAGAGCAUCAUUCCCUUGGGAUGGAGCGGUGCUGGGAAGACUACAAGCUGCCAGUGUGCUCUUGAGUACCUUGUUGGUACAGCUGGCAGUGUGGGCACAACAGUGACAGUGGAGAAGAUCCAAGCGAUGUUUACCAUCCUCCGGGCUUUUGGCACCAGGUCCAGUCCUCACAAUGACACCACAACGCGAUUCUCCAUGGUUGUAUCACUGGACUUCAAUCAAGCUGGGCUUGUAUCUGCAGCUCACCUCCAGACAAUGUUACUGGAGCGAAUUCAUGUACCACAGCAAGCAAAUUAUGCGGGAUCGUUUAAUGUCUUCUACCAGAUGCUGGCUGGCUUGGAUCGAUCUCUCAGGACUGAGCUACAUUUGCACCAAAUGGCAGACAGCCAUAUAUUUGGAAUUUUACCAUUGGCAAAGGGAGAAGAGAGGCAGAGAGCAUCGUCGGCGUUCAGCAGACUACAGGCAGCGAUGGAGACACUGGGAUUCACAGCACAAGAGCAAAUGGCCAUUUGGCAUGUACUGGCAGCCAUCUACCACCUUGGAGCUGCUGGGGCAUGUAAAGGUCCUCGUUUGACGGGUUUGGAAUGUGUGGAAGGAAUGGCUGCUGGAUUAUACGAGGAACUGUUUACCAUUAUUGUCAUGCUCAUCAACAGGUCAGUUUCUUCUCAGCAGUUGUCCCUGACAUCUAUCAUGGUGGUGGACACGCCCGGCUUUCAGAACCCGCGCCACGUAAACAGGGACAGAGCAGCCACAUUUGAAGAGCUGUGUCACAAUUACGUACACGAGCGACUACAGAUGCUUUUCUACGAGCGCACCUUUGUAUCUCAGCUGGAUAGGUUCAAGGAGGAAAAGGUUCAGGUGACAAUUGACAUGACUGAAACCUCUCCAGCAUCUACAGUGGCUGUCAUCGAUCAAACCUCAAACCAAUUCAAGGUUCAGCCAUCUACACGGGAUGAGGAACCCAAAGGUCUUCUCUGGAUUCUGGAUGAAGCGGCGUUAGUUCAAGGAUCCAAUGAUGCCACUGUCCUUGACCGCUUCUGUUCCUACUUUGAGAAGAAGGGAGUUGACAAAGAAGAGAACCAGCCAGUGAGGAGGUGCGAGCAGGAACAGCAGUUUGUGAUUGCACACCAGCUCGGUACAGAUCCUGUGAGGUAUGACCUGACAGGCUGGAUCAACAAAGCCAAGCAAAACCUCUCAUUGGAGAACGCCAGCCAGCUACUGCAGGAAUCCAGACUUGAAUUCCUCAAGCGACUUUUCUCUUCACGAUCUAAAAUCCCGAUGAUAUGUCGGUCAGUGUCUGGUUUGGAAGGCACUUCCCAGCAGGCUUUGCAAAGGAUAGGUUGUGUCCGGAAGACAUUCAGCACUAGCUUUGCAGCUGUGAAGAGAAGUUCUGUAUGUGCACGAAUCAAGCUACAAGUGGAUGUUCUUACAAACCUUACGAAGCGUUCUGAAGCACACUUUGUCCACUGCUUUGUAGCAAGACGAGAGGAGAAUGAUACAGAAGGGAAAAUGCCUGCUAGUCAAAGACCUGAAGCUGUAGCAGAGGCACAGAACAGCAAAGAACAUCCACUCGACGCAUUUGACAUCCCAACACUGAGGACACAGCUCCAGGGAACGCAGUUACUGGACGCACUUCGUCUCUACAGGCUAGGAUUCCCUGAUCACAUGGUCCAUGGCGAAUUCCGGCGUCGGUUCCAGGCUCUGGCUCCAGCUAUCGUGAAGAAAUAUGGAGCAGCAUUUAUGGUCACAGAUGAGAGGAAGGCUAUGGAAGAAUUGCUUACCUUGCUGGAUUUGGAGAAACACAGCUUUUUUAUGGGUCGGAGUCGGGUCUUCUUCAAAGCUGGGGUUGUUUCCCGCCUGGAGAAACAGCGUGAGAAGCUGAUUUGCCGGAACCUGAUCUUGCUACAGGCCACGUGUCAGGGAUUUCUUGGGCGCCAGCAAUUCAAGAAGAUGAAGACCCAGCGUUUAGCUCUUUGUUGUAUUCAGAAGAACAUUAAGAAAUAUUUGACGAUCCGUCAGUGGCAGUGGUGGCAGAUGAUAUCCAGUAUCCGUCCGAUGCUCAGCGUUAACUUGGUUGAUGAAAAGCUUCGAGUCAAAGAGGAUGAGGUUAAUGCAUUGCGACAGAAGUUGGAGAAAUCUCAACGGGAACGAAAUGAGAUCCAAGAAAACACCGAUUUACUCGAGGGCAAGAUUUCAGACCUUACGGCAGAGCUGGCAGACGAACGGUUUAAGGGGGAUGUGACCUGUCGGAUACUAGAGAGCGAGCGAGCCGAGAGACUGCAACUGUCCCAGGAACUGAAGGACAUGCAGACUAAAUAUGAGAAGGUGGUGACGAAUUUAAAUGCUGUGGAGAAGCAGUUGGAGGAAGCGCGGCAGCAACUACAGAUGAGGCAGCUGGGAAAUGCAGCGACAGGUAAAACAGAAGAAUGGAAAAUGCGCUAUGACUGCACUUUACUGGAAAUGGAGUUUCUCAGGAAACGAGUCCAUACGUUUGAGGAAAGAAUUGCUUCAGAAUUGCAGAUCAGAAAGGAACUGGAACAAAAGCUGACAGACCUCCAAGAAAGUUAUGAGAGUGCAAAGCGGAAUGUUCAACAGUUAAGGAGAAAGAGCAAGUGUUUGACCUCAGAACUGGAGGACACUAAAGUGCUGAUGGAAAGUCAACAGAGCCGGAACCACGAGCUGGAGAAAAAACAGAAAAGGUUCGACAUGGAGCUGGCUCAGGCUCUGGGGGAAGCUGCCUUCGAGAAGACCCUUCGUGAGAAAGUUGUCCAAGAAAACCAAGCAUUGCGGACAGAGCUUUAUCGGGCACAACAGAAUCUGCAGGGAAAGGAAUCUGAGGUCACAACAUUAAAUGAGAAAAUAGCAGAACUGAAACUGGAACUGGGUGACCUGACAUCCUGUGAGCCGCAGAGCAAGGAGACCAUGGCCCAGAUAAAGAAGCAACUUCGACAACUGGAGGCAACGACAAAGGAGCAAAGUAAAGAGAUCAGUGAACAAGUGGGAACUAUAGAACAACUGGAACAGACACAUCUACGGUUUGAAAUCGAGAUGGAACGACUGAAGGAGAUUCAUCUGAAGGAACUGGAAGACAAGGAGGAAGAGCUGGAGGAUGUUCGCAAGUCGUGCCAGAGAAGGCUCCGUCAGUUGGAGAUGCAGCUGGAGCAGGAGUUUGAGGAACGCCAGCUGGUCCUUCAUGAGAAACAGGACUUGGAGAGUUUGGUUGGAACCCUCUGUGAGCAGAUAGGUCACCGAGACUUUGACGUGGAGAAACGGUUGCGCAAGGAUUUACGACGCAAGAAUGCCCUCCUGGCUGAUGCUCAGCUGCUGCUGGGUACGAUGCAGAAUCCUGGUCAAACCAUCAACAAACAGGAGGUGGACAAACUCCAGAUGCAGUUAGACGAAAGCGUGGCUCGCUAUGCGGAGACAGAGAAAGUUUACAAAUCUACGUUGCAGGAAUUGGAAAACCUCCACGUUCAGCUGGAAAAUAUUCAGAGAAACAAGAACACGGUCGAUGAGCAGUUAUACCAAUUGGAGCAUGAAAAGGCUGAUCUGCUGAAACGCCUCGAAGAGGACCAGGAGGAUCUGAAUGGACUCAUGAAGAAACAUAAGGACCUGAUAGCUCAGUCAUCCAAUGACAUUGCGCAGAUACAGGAGCUACAAGGUCAAUUGGAAGAAGCUACAAAGGAAAAGCAAAGUUUUGAAGAAAAGCUCCAGAUUGCUCAGAACAGGAUAGAAUACAUGGAACAGUCGAUGGUGGAGCGGGGAAUUGUAAGUCGACAGGAAGCUAUCAUCUGUGAUCUAGAGAACAAACUCGAGUUCCAGAGGGCCCAGCUGAAGAGAUUUGAGACGUUGGUCCUACGUUUGCGGGACAACAUGAUAAAGAUGGGUGAGGAACUGGAACAGGCAGCCGAGGCUGAGGCUCGGGAGAAGGAGACUGCAAAACGUGUCCAACAGCGGAUGGAGGAGAUGAAAACAGAGAUGGAUGACCUUGUUGAGAGGGAGCAGGAAGCCUCUCGAAGAUGUAUGGAACUAGCAUCUCAGGUGGAGAGCCUGACGGCGAUGAAACAAACCUUGCAAGCAGAUCUCGAAACAUCAAUAAAACGUAUUGCUGACCUGCAGACAGCGUUGGAGGAGGAAUCCAGUGAUGAAAGUGAUGAUGAAGCAGAAAGCCGAUCAAGCAUGGGAUCCCUUCUGAGUGAAGACCUCAGCGUUGGGACAAGGUCAUGGCUGGGAUUGUCCGCUGGGGGUCGAUCACCCACAUCAGGAGGCAGUGUGGCUGGGAGUCUCUGCAGGGCAUCGGCAGCUGACAGCAUCGGUCUUCACCACUUGAGGAUCGGCAGGGAUAGUAUGGAUCAAGAUACCAGUAGGCCAGGCUCUUCAGUGAGCAUGAGGAGCUUUAGAAGCCGAGAAUAUGAUCAGACUCCUGUUGAUCGACCUGCAUCUCUAUCCAGUUGGAGAUCUCAUCCAGAAGAGGAAAAAUCCCCCCGUUCCUCCGUGGCUUUAUCGGAAUUUGUGGAGGAGUUAAGGAGAAAACGUGCCGGAGCACGGGAGCAGAGUGGUCUCCAGAUGGAAGAGAGUUCCUCUCUGCCUAUCUACCAGACUGCAGGUAUCUCUUCACUUAGAAAGCGCCCAUCCAUUAGGGAUGAUGAUGAUCCAUUGCUGAAGUUUCAGACUAUGAGUCUUUCAGAGAAUCGAAGAUUUCCUGCCAGUUAUCAAGAAGGAACUAGGUUAGUCCGUUCAGCCAGCCUUCGGUCUUUGACAUCCAGCAGUGAAGUACCCGAAUCUUUAGCCACAGCGAAGAGAAACAGAUGUGUUUCAUUUGAGAAUUUAGCCGAGCCUCGCAAUGGUACUGGUCCCACCUUUCAAAAGCCAACCUUUACUGCCAGAGACACGGAGGAGGUAACUCCCCCCAGGCUAAAACCACCACGCAAGUGGCUUGAACUGUCAAUCGAAGAAGAUAUUGAUGAGGUCCUUAGCAAUCAGCCAAUUGUGUUCAAAAGUAAACAAUUCAGUGGCCUUCCUAAUGAGGAUGGGGAAGGGGAAAGUUCCAACUGGAAACUUCCAAGCCUGAGCUAUGAACGGAAAAGGGAUGAUGAUAAUGACAGUGAUAUUCUUCCUGCAAUUCGAAGGCUUCCGUUCAAACACAGGACCACACCGAAGAGUGAGCGGGGCUCUAGAUCUCCCACUGCUGACUUUGACAACUUGGCUUCCAAAGAUAAGACCAGUUUGAUCCCAUUAAGGAAGAUUAUGGCAGUCAAGCCAUGCAUGUCCAAAGGAGACAAGGAUGCACUUGGUAACUUGUCUGACUCCUCUUCAUCCUCUGGUUCAACUAUUUCGUACAAAAGUGCAGACAGCAUCAAGAACCGUCCUGGGCUCCGCAGGUCAACAGAUGAGAGAUCAACUGCAACAGCACAGGCGAAUCGAGACUUCAAUUCACAGGCAGAAAAAAGGUCUGAGGAGGAGCCAGCAGCUGAGGACAUCAAUUCUGUGAUGAUGAAAUACUUGGCAAAGCCAGACAAAGAAUAAGAAUCUCUGAUCUAAGACUUCUGGCUGCACAAUUGCCUAGAACACUGAAGCUGGGACAAAGAAUCACAACCAGACAGCGCUAAUCCGUUCCAAGAGACACCUUGAG
This is a messenger RNA of Rhincodon typus (whale shark), 6817 nucleotides long. Its product is annotated as unconventional myosin-XVIIIb-like. Lineage: Eukaryota; Metazoa; Chordata; Chondrichthyes; Orectolobiformes; Rhincodontidae. Bases 1 to 6711 code for a protein of 2236 amino acids. Gene Ontology annotation, cellular component: myosin complex. Gene Ontology annotation, molecular function: protein binding; ATP binding; cytoskeletal motor activity. The transcript is spliced from 41 exons. The record is from RefSeq and is a predicted model, not a curated record.